Schizosaccharomyces cryophilus OY26 is the source of this 2572-nucleotide messenger RNA. Its product is annotated as ubiquitin-protein ligase E3. Gene Ontology annotation, cellular component: cytoplasm. The transcript has a single exon. Gene Ontology annotation, molecular function: zinc ion binding; ubiquitin protein ligase activity. NCBI's taxonomy places the organism in Eukaryota, Fungi, Ascomycota, Schizosaccharomycetes, Schizosaccharomycetales, Schizosaccharomycetaceae. The record is from RefSeq and is a predicted model, not a curated record. Gene Ontology annotation, biological process: Ras protein signal transduction; protein ubiquitination. Bases 769 to 2403 code for a protein of 544 amino acids.
CCCAAAACCACUUCUACAGAGCCCUGGACGUUCCUUUCCUUUUUCUCUUUAAGAAAUCGUUCUGAAUCGUUCCAGCCUGCUACUUUAUCCACUUUUUUUAUAAUGUAAUCGACUUCACUUUAGUAUACAAUGGCAAACUAGACUACCCUUUCACCGCUAGUGAAACGAGCGUUGUAAAAGAGAGGUUCGUAUGGAAGUGCACUCGUUUUUUAAAUCUGAUAUUCUCCAUUUCGAAUAUGGCAUCUUCUUUUAAACAAGUAUUUUAUAAAUAAAUAUAGCUCUAUAAGUUGUUUAUCCUAGCUUUUAUGAGUUAAAGCCUUCAGGGCUUACAGUCUUCAACAGGUAGCUUUUGGACUACGAAGGAGCCCAAUGGUUGUUAUAUAAAGAUGAAAUUGUCUAUGUUUAAAUUACUUCUUGCAUACUAAACCAAUUUCUACGGAACUUCUUAUGAGUGCUUAAACAUUGAGUGAAAGUCUUUUCGCUACUUGUUCCUACUUUUCGGUUUUUUUGAAAUUCUUAUAGACUGUUUUACAGCAAAAGAAAACUCCUUAUGCUGUUCAGCCUACUCCAUUCAUAACUCUUCUGGCUAUUUCCUUCAUCUUCUUUCGAUUGAUAGGAGAUGAACUUGUGCGUAUGCUUUUUCUUCUUUUAAUUUUUAUAUGAUUUCUAUCCUUAUGGAUUAGUCCUUCAUCAGCUUUCUUCAUUUACUAUUUUAUUGCUUAUACUGACUUCCAUUUUGCCAUCCACCUUUGUAGAAACUGUCAAUGCAUGCAUUAUUACAUAAAAAUUGUUUGUGAAAAUCCCGUUCAAGAUAUAUUUUCAUUAAAAAACGAAAAUAAAUCCAAAAAAAACACCAGGUGGCCUCCAAAAGAACACGCAGGGUUUCGCUUGGAAGAAAUCUCAAUUAUUUCUAUGGACCACCAGCAAACUCAUGUCCCAAGGGUAGAAGAAGUUAGUCUGGGUCAUGGGAUUAUUCAUUUGUACAAAGAAAUUCCAGAUAUGACCAGUGAAUUCCGUGCACCCGGACUCCUUCUUGCUAUUCUGGCUAUCCCUCUAUAUAUGUCGCCUUCAGAUAUACUCGGAUUUUUGGGAGAAAAGAGUUGUAGGUCUAUAAGUCAUAUUCGCCUGUUGAGGACGAAAGUCCAGAAUCGGAUUCUCGCUCUUUUGAAAUUCGUUGAUCAAGUCAGUGUAAUUCGUUUCUUUUCUGAAUAUAAUGGAAAAGCUUUCAGUCAAAUAGAGCCCGAGACAUGCCAUGUCGUUCACGUUGAUGAGAUUCAAGUUGAAAGCCCUUCAGAUUCCCCUACACCUUUGAUGAACAUUACUUCACGAGCAUCUACUUUCUCACGCCCCUUGGCUCCGCCUACGCCCUCCCUUGUAGAGCUUCCUACAUGUGUGGUAUGUCUUGAGAGAAUGGACUCUUCGGUAACAGGACUUAUCACUAUUGCUUGUCAGCAUACCUUCCAUUGUCAAUGCUUACAAAAAUGGGGGAACUCUUCUUGCCCCGUUUGUAGAUAUACCCAAAAAGAUCAAGCCCUCCGUCAUUCUGGGAAAUGCUUUGCCUGCUCAUGUGAAGAGGAUCUGUGGAUGUGUCUUAUCUGCGGUAAUAUUGGCUGUGGCAGAUAUCAUGAUGCUCAUGCAAAGCAGCAUUUUAUUGAAACCAAUCAUUGCUAUGCUAUGAAUUUAGAAAGUCAACGGGUUUGGGAUUAUGCAGGCGAUAGCUACGUCCAUCGCUUGCUGCAGUCCGAGCUAGAUGGAAAAGUGGUUGAACUAUCGAAUGAUUCAAAGCCGGCCGGAGAAAGUUCUGCUUUCGACCAGUCAAACUUAAAGAUCCGUGAGAAAAUGGGGCUUGAAUACACUCAAAUCUUAACUUCGCAGUUGGAAUCUCAGCGUAUAUUUUAUGAAUCACAACUAUCUUCUAUGGCGGAAAAGCUAACUCGUUCGAAUGAAGAAAUAACUCUAAAGUCCAAGAUUACCACAGCCUCUUCAAAUGCUAAUAAUGAACUUCGUUCGCGGGUGGAUGUUGCUGAAGGUAAUUUGAAGAAGAAGGAUAACAAAAUCAAGAAGCUUUCUUCGGAAAUAAUCCAAUGGAGGCAUGAUUACGACGAAGAAAAGAGCAUGAACGAGAAUUUGUUGAUGCGAAUUCAAUCCUUAGAGGCUAGGCAUAACAAGAAAGUUGAGGAAAUUGUCUCUAUGCAGCAGCAAAUUUCUGAUUUAUCAGAUCAGUUAAGGGAUUUAAUGUUUACAAUAUCUGCUUCUCAAGAGCUUCAAAAAUUUAAUGAUUCAGAAGACGUUAAGAAUGCUACGGUUGUCGUACCGAACGCAGCAAUAGCAAGCUCGUCGUCAACAAAGGCUAAAAAAAAGAAAAAGAAAAAACUCGUGCCUGCUGCAUCAAGCAGUUCAUAGAAUCUCAAUUGCUGUGUCUUUUCUGUUUAUGAUUUAUAUGUUUAUGUACAAUACCAAUUCAUAAUAUUAAUGAAAUUUACUCUUCCAAUUACUCCUCAUUCUAUUCUUUCUGAUUGAACGUAAUUUUUGUCUUACUUUGAGGGUUUUGGAACAAGUGCAAACAUUUUAA